CUUGUAUAGUUUGAACUUUAGCGCCUGUACACAUAUUGCAAGAAUCGACAACUCCUAGCGAAUGGAACGUUACUCAACAGCAGCGACAUUAUUUCGAGCAUUGACCCUGGAUUGGAAGUUAACCAAGGCGGAAGAGUAGUAGUGUGUGGACAGCCCAGCUGCAGCAUGUUGCAGUCAGCCUACAGAGAUAACUUCUGCAGUGUGGAGCCAGAUGAGGUGCUGGAGGCCAAGCAUUUACCCCAGAAGAGGGAGAGGGGGCGGAGCUUCACAGACAUGGAAAGCAGCGUGACCGUGGGCCAGUAUGUACUGUGCCGCUGGUCUGAUGGCCUAUACUACCUGGGGAAGAUCCAGAGAGUGAGUACCUCCAAGCAGAGCUGCUUUGUCACUUUUGAAGAUAAUUCAAAAUUCUGGGUUCUCUGGAAAGACAUCCAACAUGCUGGAGUUCCGGGGGAGGAGCCCAAAUGCUCAGUCUGUUCCGAAAUGGUGCUGGUAUCCGACAAUGAGAUCCUGAUAUGUGGAAAAUGUGGAAUAGGUUACCACCAGCAGUGUCACAUGCCACAGGUGGAGAGCUCAAUGGUUUUGUCACCAUGGUUUUGCAGGAGGUGCAUCUUUGUUUUAGCUGUGCGGAAAGGGGGAGCUCUCAAAAAGGGGCCCAUAGCAAAAGCACUGCAGGCCAUGAAGCAGGUGCUUACCUACAACCCAGAAGAGCUGGAAUGGGAUUCCCAGCACCACACAAAUCACCAACAGUGUUAUUGCUACUGUGGAGGACCUGGAGAGUGGUACUUGAAGAUGCUGCAGUGUUUUCGGUGUGAACAGUGGUUCCAUGAGGCCUGUAUCCAGUGCCUACAGGAGUCCAUGAUGUUUGGAGAUAGGUUUUACUUGUUCAUCUGUUCCAUGUGUAAUAAAGGAGUGGAGUACAUCAAGCGCCUGGCCCUCCGAUGGGUGGACGUGGUGCACUUGGCACUUUACAACCUGGGAGUCCAGAGUAAGAAGAAGUACUUUGAGCUGGAGGAGAUCCUCAACUUUGUCAGCAACAACUGGGACCAUUUCCAGUUGGGCAAGCUCUCCAAUACUCCUCCAACAGAAAGAGGCCAAUAUCUCCUUGAUGCUCUGAACAACUACAAGAGCAAGUUUCUCUGUGGGAAGGAGAUCAAGAAGAGGAAAUGCAUCUUCCGCCUGAGGACCCGCGUUCCCCCCAACCCUCCCUCCAAACUGUUUCCUGAGAGGGCUCAGAACGAGGGAUGGAGAGGACGAAAGAAAGGCGCAGGCAGGAACAGCUCUCUCCCUGCAGAGAAGAGGAGGAAGAGAAGAUCAAAAUGGCUGCUGGAGGACGCCAUCCCCAAUAAUGACCUGACCUCCACCUGGAGCACCAACCAUCACAUGGCCAACAUCUUUGACUUCACCUUGGACGAGUUACAAAGUCUCAAAAGCACCAGCUCAGGACGGACCUUCAGUCUGGACCUGGACUCCACAGACGCGGCUAGUACCACAGGAUCGGCCACCACCAGUGUCUCCUAUGACCUCAGGAAGAAUGUUGGCAGCCGUAAGAGGAAGCUGCCCACCUCAAACUACACGGUGCUGGCCACUAAGAAGGAGGUGGUGGAGAACGAGCUGAGCCCUAUGGAGCAGAGCCUGCCGGGAGAGGAGACAGCCUCCGUGAUGCUGGACAACGCCAUCGACAGCCACACCUUCGACAGCAUCAGCGAGGACGACUCAUCCCUCUCCCACCUCAAGUCCUCCAUCACCAACUACUUUGGGGCGGCGGGGCGGCUCACCUGUGGAGAGAAGUACCAGGUGCUGGCCCGCCGGGUCACUCUGGAGGGGAAGGUGCAGUAUCUGGUGGAGUGGGAGGGCACCACGCCCUACUGACCUGGCCGACCAGACAGGCUGUCUUCAGUUAGGUGUUGCAGAGAAGGGGGGAGUAAAAGGCAAGAUCAGCCUAGCAAGGCCUACCUAGUUGUACUCAUUUAAUUGUUUCAUGUUGCUUUCUCUUGCGCUACAGUACUAUUUCAGUAUAUAUGACAAGUAAAAAUGGUUGUUCUCUUCCACCAUAGCUAAGGUUUUUAUUAUUUAAUUUGUAGUUCAACCGGAAUGUAUUGAACAGAAACGUAAAGAUUGAGUGUUUUUUUUAUAUAGAUACAUUGUCUGUUUGGUAGCGUCCUCUCAAGCAUUUUCAACAGUAACACAGCCUGAAAAAUAGUCCCAUGGGGCACAGAUGUAAAUUCAAUGGCUAUUCCAAGUUAUUUCGUUGAUUCAACCAAUGUGUGCCUAUUGGGGUUUGCCUUGGUCUUAACCGGAUGAUAGUUUGAGUAGAAGAUUUGUGAUGGUACUGUAAAGGUAACGUGAGAUAUGGCUCAGGGGUCCAAGAAAUAACAAUACCACUGGUUCUAAAGGAUGGCAGCAAAACUGUUGAAAGAGCACUGCUAAAAUGGACUGUCAGUGUCCCUAAAUUCAAUUCAGACAACUUCCAAUAAUAUUCUGCUCUAUUAAUAGUUUUUCAGUGUUUUUUUUUUUUACCUUAUGUUUUGAAUUGUUUCUCUUUUAACAGCAAUAUGCCAUAUCCAAGCAACAUUUAACUUGUAGCAAGUUAUAUCUUUGUCAUUGUUGUGCCUCUCCACUGAUCAAUGAAACCGCAGUUUAACAGCUUUAUCUACGCAGUAAUGUCAUGCCAAGUUUAAAAGCUGAGUAACAAACACAUGUUUUUAUGAAUGUUAUCACUUAACAGUCGGUUUAUACUUGGUCCUUUCAUUUUCAAAUGUGUUUAGAGACAGUUUUACCGGAUGGUUAGGGGAACAAGAGACCAAAGCAAAUACUACAAGCAUAUCUGAUAGUGUUCCUGGUUUUCCUUAUAUCUCUAGUGGUUUAUGCUGACAUAGGUCAUUUGGCUUACGUAGAUGCAAAACUGUUGUAUUUAAUGGAAAUUCAAGGUAGGAGAUGGAGAACUUAUUUUAACAUAGUACUUUUAGACACUGUAAGAUCUUUUUUGACAUUUGAAAUAUAGAAAGUUAGAAUGAGAAUAUUCCUUUAGUCAUGGACUUUAAGGGGGAGUCUUGAUCUAUGCUCUUACAAUAUCCAAAGAUGACUUUAUAUAUUACUCUCCCACCUAUAGAUAUCUCUAUGUUUCCUCAAGAUAUGUAUUUGUUUUGUGCCAGACUGUUAGAUAUCUUUUCGCUGACAGUGAAACCUGGGGCUGUGUACAUUA
This is a messenger RNA of Salvelinus namaycush (lake trout), 3202 nucleotides long. RefSeq names its product PHD finger protein 19-like. The transcript has 15 exons. Gene Ontology annotation, cellular component: nucleus. Bases 166 to 1869 code for a protein of 567 amino acids. Gene Ontology annotation, molecular function: DNA binding; chromatin binding. Lineage: Eukaryota; Metazoa; Chordata; Actinopteri; Salmoniformes; Salmonidae. Gene Ontology annotation, biological process: regulation of DNA-templated transcription; chromatin organization. The record is from RefSeq and is a predicted model, not a curated record.